Messenger RNA from Sorghum bicolor (sorghum), 2584 nucleotides. Its product is annotated as protein MONOCULM 1. Gene Ontology annotation, cellular component: nucleus. Gene Ontology annotation, molecular function: DNA-binding transcription factor activity; sequence-specific DNA binding. NCBI's taxonomy places the organism in Eukaryota, Viridiplantae, Streptophyta, Magnoliopsida, Poales, Poaceae. Gene Ontology annotation, biological process: meristem initiation; regulation of DNA-templated transcription. The record is from RefSeq and is a predicted model, not a curated record.
UCGAAGCGAGAUGCGUCGCCGCCGCCGGCGGUCCCGAGACGCGAUCCGACGGCGGAUUUGGCAUCAUUCCAGCGAGGCGCUCCACGCGGAAGAUCGAGGAAGUAUCUCCAGCGGCGAUGCCUACGAAAAUAGGCAGACAAGUUCAGGAGAAACUUACUCGUUGGAGGAAUAUGUUUAUGUUCAGAGAAACAUGAUCUUGGGUUGCUUUGCUCCGUGCUUAAGGCUUGUCUUCAAAAUCCAAAAGCUGGUUGACUUUAUAUUCGUAGACAAUGCUACUAGACCGUGCAAGGUGGCCACAUCACGGAUCUUCUGUGAAGUGCUUCUGUAAACAACCAUUGGGUGCAAGGUAUUGUUCUGUGCUACUGACAGGUCCAAGCUUGCUGCUGCUUGUUCAUCCGGUUCAUCUCUACUCCACAGGGCAAGUUGGCCUCUGGGUCUUUUCACGAUUCCUUGUGAUUCAGAGUUGGAAGCAAAGGGAGGGAUGAUAUCUGCAGCUGCUUGACACAGAGGCACAUGUCCCUUUUGGUGGGCAAUGAUGGUGUGCAGGUGGAGGUGAUGAUAGUUUGCCUCAUCUGGGGACUGAGACAUUCCAUCCAAGGCCGCCCAGUGUCAUGCUGCCUCACAUUCACAGCUUUCACCCCUGGCUGCUGCAAUAUUCCAUUUGUUUGCUAAUGUGUUGUAUCAAGAUGCCUUCGAUAUGAGGAUGUACUGUCAAGGAAGCUGCAGCUGCGAGGCUCCCAGCCCCAGCCCCAGCCUCAGCCUCCCCAGAUGCUGCUGCUGCUGCUGGACGUCGUGCGCCCCUAUUAAACCGGCCAGGAGAUGAGAUGCACGUCCUUCCACUCCACCCCCUCAUGCUCCUCGCCUGCCAUCACCGCCGACUCCGGCCGCCGCCGUUCCUCGUCGCGCCGCUGAAGAAGUUCAAGAAGCUCGGCCUGGGCGGAACGACGACCGUCGUCCAAGCUAUGCUCAGCUCACUCCACCACCACCACUCCUCCUCCUCCUCCGACACCGACACCAACAAUGGCAACAACAAGAACGGCAGCAGCGGCGUCCUCGCGGCGGCGGUGCCGUCCGCGCGGGACCUCGUGCUGGCCUGCGCCGACCUGCUGCAGCGCGGGGACCUCCAGGCCGCGCGCCGCGCCGCGGGGGUCCUCCUGUCCGCGGCGUCCCCGCGCGCCGACGCCGCCGACCGGCUCGCCUACCACUUCGCGCGCGCGCUCGCGCUCCGGGCGGAUGUCAGGGCCGCCGCCGUCGCCGCUGGCCGCGUCGUCGCCCCGGGCUUGGUGGCUUCCGCCGCUACUUCCUCCGCCUACCUCGCGUUCAACCAGAUCGCGCCCUUCCUGCGCUUCGCGCACCUGACGGCGAACCAGGCCAUCCUCGACGCCGUCGAGGGCGCGCGCCGAAUCCACAUCCUAGACCUGGACGCCGCGCACGGCGUCCAGUGGCCGCCUCUCCUGCAGGCGAUCGCCGAACGCGCCGACCCGGCCGCGGGACCGCCGGAGGUGCGCAUCACCGGCGCCGGCGCCGACCGCGACACCCUCCUCCGCACGGGCAGCCGCCUCCGCGCCUUCGCCCGCUCCAUCCAGCUCCCGUUCCACUUCACGCCGCUCCUGCUCUCCUGCGCCGCUACCCAUCAUCAUCAGCACGUCGCCAGCGGGAGCACCACGACGACCACCAAUUCGAGCGCGGCCUCGAGCCUGGAGCUGCACCCGGACGAGACGCUGGCUGUCAACUGCGUCAUGUUCUUGCACAAGCUAGGCGGGCAGGACGAGCUUGCCGCCUUCUUGAAGUGGGUGAAGGCCAUGGCCCCCGCCGUGGUGACCGUCGCGGAGAGGGAGACAAUCGGCGGGGGUUUCGACCGCAUCGACGACCUGCCACAGCGGGCCGCGGUUGCCAUGGACCACUACUCGGCCGUGUUCGAGGCGCUCGAGGCGACUGUGCCGCCGGGGAGCCGGGAGCGGCUAGCGGUGGAGCAGGAGGUGCUCGGCAGGGAGAUCGACGCCGCGCUGGAUGCCUCCGGUGGGAGGUGGUGGCGCGGGCUCGAACGGUGGGGAGCCGCGGCGCGCGCCGCCGGAUUCGCGGCGCGGCCGCUCAGCGCGUUCGCCGUGUCGCAGGCGCGGCUGCUGCUGCGGCUGCACUACCCGUCGGAGGGCUACCUCGUGCAGGAGGCGCGCGGCGCGUGCUUUCUCGGGUGGCAGACGCGGCCACUGCUGUCCGUGUCGUCGUGGCAGUAGCCCACCACCGCCACUGUGGACGAGCCUUCUACCGUACCUGCCGCGUGCAUGCAUUCAUGCCGCCAUUGCCGGCGGCGGCGGCGACGGACUAGGGUUUGGCUCGCUCUCACUAGUCAUCACUACCGCAUAUAUAGAGCUAGAGUAUAUAUAUGAGAGCAUUGCAUUUUGUAGCAAUAAUAUUGGUGGUUACUUGUUACGUACGUAUUUAGCAAGAUCUCAUGGUGAUUUUGGAGGAUGAUGAUGAGUUUGUUGGGUUAAUUGCAAGGAGGAAACCCUAACCCUAGCUUGCUGUGGUUUAAUUGCUGUUAAUCUUAGCUGCUUGGAUGGAUGGAUGGUUGGUUGAUUAAUAC